GCUUAAACCCUUAUAAGAGAACUCGUUACACCCUAGGAUGUAAAUUCUAUCCCACCUGUUUCAUAUUUGUAUGUUUGAUUGCUGCUUGCAACACCUAGCAGUCAACAGAGAGCGCAGGAAUUAUGUGUUUUGGGCGGAAGACGAGUGGUUAGACAACUAAGUGGGUGGAAAUGGGCUCUGUUGUGUGGGGCUCACAACUCCAGGCUUGCAGCCAAGUACGCCUUGGGCAACUAAUUUGAAUGCCGGCACAGAAAAGUGCUUAAUUAUUGGGCAAAGGCUAUUUUCCUUAUUUUAGACUGUUGGGGUUUAACUGUAUAGUGAUUAUGGGAAUUGAUUGCAAGUAGAGGGAAAAAAAAUGAGCUUUCAAGAUCUACAGACUAGUCGACCUUUGCCGAGAAGGCAAGGCGGGAGUGCAUCCGCGCAGCAGCCGAGCUCAUCCGAGGCAGUUGCAGGAGGUGUCUUCCAAAUUAACACUGCAGUAUCUUCUUUCAAGCGCCUGGUUAAUGAUCUCGGCACACCGAAAGAUACUCCUCAACUUCGAGACAAAUUGCGUACGACUAGGCAACAUAUUGGACAGCUAGUGAAGGAGACAUCUGCAAAGCUGAAAGCAGCCAGUGAAAGGGAUCAGAAUCAGGAAGUUCCUGCAAGUAAAAAGAUAGCAGAUGCAAAACUUGCUAAAGAUUUCCAGGCUGUACUGAGAGACUUUCAGAAAGCUCAACAACUUGCUGCCGAGUGUGAGACAACUUAUCCAGCAGUUGUUCCCCAACCUGCUGAAUCUAGUUACACUUUAAGUGAGAAUGAUUUUAGUGCAGAAGUUGAUCAGGAGCGGCAGAAUCUCCUUCAACAACAGAGGAGGCAAGAAUUUUUCCAAUUAGAAAAUGAAGUGGUCUUUAAUGAGGCUAUCAUCGAAGAAAGAGAUCAAGGAAUCAAGGAGAUUCACGAUCAAAUUGUAGAAGUCAAUGAAAUUUUUAAGGAUCUUGCCGUUCUGGUUAAUGAACAAGGCGUGACGAUUGAUGACAUUGGUGCUAAUAUCGAAAGCUCACAUGCUGCAACUGUACAAGCCAAAAGUCACCUUGCUAAAGCAUCUAAAAGUCAGAAGUCCAAUAGAAAAUGCCUGAGUUGCUGGGUGCCGCUUGUAAUUUUAGGUGUGGUGGUGGUGGUUGUGGUCAUAAUCCUUCUCGUAUAACUGGAUAUCUCUUAGCUCAAGCAAAUUGUAUUUCAUUGUGCAUAGCAAACUGUUAAGAGUAACUUGAGAGUCUGGAAUUCGAUUCCUAUCUUAUCUUUACAGGCAUUCUAUUCAUGUUUUGCGAGAAAGAAACUCGAUUUGUUGGUUCCAAAGCUUGUGUACAGACAUCUAUUCAUGCUCUGCCACAAAAUAACUAGCAUCAGUUUUCAAGGUUUGGGUAGAUAUCUUCAUUAAUUAAUUUUAUAUUUUAUCAGAUUUCAAGAUUUA
Messenger RNA from Cryptomeria japonica (Japanese cedar), 1453 nucleotides. Its product is annotated as syntaxin-22. Gene Ontology annotation, cellular component: SNARE complex; membrane; endomembrane system. Gene Ontology annotation, biological process: vesicle-mediated transport; intracellular protein transport; vesicle fusion. Bases 356 to 1186 code for a protein of 276 amino acids. The transcript has 7 exons. Gene Ontology annotation, molecular function: SNARE binding; SNAP receptor activity. The record is from RefSeq and is a predicted model, not a curated record. NCBI's taxonomy places the organism in Eukaryota, Viridiplantae, Streptophyta, Pinopsida, Cupressales, Cupressaceae.